Molecule: messenger RNA, 1410 nt
Organism: Hemicordylus capensis (graceful crag lizard)
Lineage: Eukaryota; Metazoa; Chordata; Lepidosauria; Squamata; Cordylidae
Gene: PITHD1
Product: PITH domain containing 1
Exons: 6
Coding region: 121-759 (212 amino acids)
Cellular component (GO): nucleus
Source: RefSeq, a predicted model, not a curated record
GUAAAAGGGGCGGGGUCAAGGGAGGCUGUGCGCCUGCGCCGGCUUUGUUUACAUCCGGGCUUUUUUCUCCUCCUCCUUCCUGCGUGCGGGCUGGGAGAGAGUGACUCGGGCUCUGCCAUCAUGUCCCACGGGCACAGCCACGGUGGGGGCAGCUGUUGCCAUGGAGACGACGACCACGAGGAGCCUCCCGAGCGGCGCGGCCAGGCCUGGGGCCUCUACCUGCGCAUCGACCACCAGCGCCUGGAGUGCCUCAACGAGCGCAGGGAGGGCAGCGGCGCCCUCGUCUUCCGUGCCUGGGAAGACCGCGGCGACCGCCAGAAGUUUGUAGAAAGUGAUGACGAUGAAGAGCUUCUGUUUAAUAUUCCGUUUACUGGUAAUGUGAAAGUAAAAGGGAUUAUUGUGAUGGGAGAGGAUGACGAAACACAUCCAUCAGAAAUGAGACUAUUUAAGAAUCUUCCUCACAUGUCCUUUGAUGAUACUGCUAGAGAACCAGAUCAGAUGUUCAGCCUGAAUCGCGAUGUUACGGGAGAACUGGAGUAUCCUACAAAAAUUUCUCGCUUCUCAAACGUUCAUCAUCUCUCCAUCCACAUCUCAAAGAACUUUGGUGCUGAGACAACAAAGAUCUUUUAUAUAGGCCUGAGGGGAGAAUGGACAGAAGCCCAUCGGCAUGAAGUGACCAUCUGCAACUAUGAAGCGUCGGCAAACCCAGCUGACCACAAAGUUGAGCAGAUCACACCGCAGACACACUUCAUUUCGUAACUGCAGCAACAGACCGCUGGGCAAACAUGAAAGUGUUCCUUGAGGCUAGAAGGAGCAUCAUUGCUUUAAUUCUUUUUUGGUGUUUGGGUGUCUGCUUUGGAAAAGCAGGGCACUCAAUACUUGGCAGAUACUGUAGGUACAGAGCAUCUCACUGUUGCCAAGGACAGUCCCAAUUCAAGACCUUGCAAACCCUGAAGGAGUAGUUCUUGGAAAUACUGACCCUUUCCUGUUUGUCUUAACUACAUAAUUUCUACCCCAACUAGUGAACUGCAGUGCCUGUCAUUAGCUGUUGCGUUUGCUGCUGCCAUGCAUGAGGUGUAAGGUUGUUGGGUGACUUUGUGGGAUUGGUACACAAUCUGAGCUGACUUUGGAAUGUAGUUUAUGCAGCAGGGUGGAAAACUGGCGAGUUUAAUGGGAUUUUGGCUAAUUUCCAAGUGUGUUAAUAUGACUUAAGCAGAAGAGCAAUGACUGUGCACUGUAAAGAGUGCAAAAUGUAGUGUGCUAUUUGAUAAGCAUUGAUCAGUAGGUUUCUUAACUGCCUGAUCUGUUUCUCUGGAGAGCUGAAGACACUAGGGAUUGGUCUCUUCUAGCUCAGCUUUCUAACCAAUGUGGCUUAACUUUUAUUUUCUAAUAAAUAAUGGUAAAGAAUGA